CUAGAAGCAUUACGGCAACAUAACUAUCGCCAGCUUCUGCACUAACGUUCGGGGCUUUAUCGCUGACCGCCGUCGCUGGUAACUGCCUUUGCAUCUGGCACCGAGCAUAGUUGACAGCUAGUAUGCACUCCGUGUACCCUUUCAUGAGCUAAGUAGUUGCGACUCUUGCUGCCGGAUUGUUGCAGACUGGCCCAAUCCGGUACACCGUGGGACUUGUAGGUAAACUUUCCAGCCUGCGCCAAACGCCAUGGGAAAAACACUUGCGAAAGCGAGGAAGAAGGCUGCUAAGCUUGCUGAGGAACAGGGCCAGCUUAGCGGUGCCGCUCAGAGCGCAUUGGCCGUCAUCGCGAAGCGACUCAAGUACAAGCUGCCUCAAAAUCCCAAAAAGAAAAUUAAGCUGGUACCAAUUAUUAGUGAGGCUCUUAACGCAAAGGCCUGGGACGAUGCGCAGCAACUGUUCGACAUGCUGGAGCGGAAACGGCAAACUCCAGACGCCGAGAUUCCCAAACUCGGCGCUGUCAUGCGCUGGGUCAGAGUUGCUGACCUGGCUGGCACGGAGGCUAUAUCUGCCAAGCUACUCGCGGCCAUCAUGCGCGUCUCCGGUGGACCACGCCCUGGCUUAGCAGCAUCCCAGGCUGCUCCAAACGCACCGGAAGCUGCUGCUAGCAGUCCCGAAACCGCCACGGAUGGCUCCUCCUACAUCCCUGUGCGGCGCUUCCCUCCUUGGCGGCCAGAGCCUGCUGCCAUCAGCUGUACAUCCUCGGAUACCGCACCUGCGGCCGUCCUCACCUCCAUGCCUGCUGCCACCGACAGCGCGGCUGUAGACUCUAAGGACCUCCAAUCAGUAGCCGUCAGCGUAGCAGCAGCUGCAGCGGCGGCUUCAGCGGCAGACCCCUCCUCCUCCUCUUCUCAUGUGCCCCAGCAACCAGGCAACGGGUCGGGCUGCUACGCGGGUCGCUUUGCCGUCGUUCCGCUCCCCGCAGAAUACGCCGGCACGAACACCAACGGCAGCACCGCUGCUGCCGCCGCGGCAGCAGCCGCGGCGGCCUCCGCUAGCAACUCCACCAGCGCCGCCACGCUGCUUCCCAACCUUGCAAAAGACCUAACUAUGUUUUGUACGGAACCCGGGCUCAUUCGUUUCGAGGCGAACCGGCCGCCAGUGGUCCGCGUGGAGUGGCCGUUCGUACAAGGCGCUUUCUCGCUAGUAGGCGCGUUGUCGCGCGAGGAAUGCGCGCAGAUCGUGGCAUGUGCGGAGGAGAUGGGAUACACGGUGGACCCGGAUUACACGUUUUCGGCAGCGGCGCGUGCGGCGGCGAUGGGCGGCCUGGGGCUUUCUGCGGGCAGCGCUGCGAGGAAUGGCGGGUCCGGGGGCGGAGAACGCGGCGCGGCGGGAGUUGUGUGGCUGGCGGACGAGACACUGCAGGGCCCACUGUACGAGCGAGUGGCUCACCUGCUGCCCCAGAACUUGUGCGGAGGCGCACUGGCGGGCAUCAACGCGAGGUGGCGGCUGUACAGGUACGACAAGGGGGCUGUGUACCGGCCCCACGUGGACGGUGCCUGGCCGGGCAGCGGACUCAAGAACGGCCGGUACGAAUUCGAUGCGUACGGCGACAGGUGGUCCAGGCUGACGUUCCUGGUGUACCUUAACGACGACUUCGAGGGCGGUGCCACCACCUUCUACACGCCGGCGCCCGCAGGCAGCGGCGCCUGCCUGGAGGCCCACAGUGUGAAGCCGGUGGCUGGUAACAUUAGUGUGUUUCCGCACGGCGACACACUGGGCAGCUUGGUGCAUGAGGGCGCAGCUGUGACCCGUGGGUCCAAGUACGUGAUUCGCACGGAGGUGCUGUACAAGUUGGCCCCCGGAGUGAAAAGCGGCGGUGCGGGCGCCCCCCAGCCGGCGAUGCAGCUUCCGGUUAAGUCCAAGACAUGAGGGAAGAGCCAAGUGGCGACGGAGCGCGAUAUCUUGUAAUGUUUCAUGAUGGAUCAGGGAUAGACGCAGGAUGUAAGGUGCUUGCUGUACAGUGAAAACAUUUGGCCACAUGCACCUUGCUUGCCGAAAUGCAACGGGGUAGCGCGACGGGGUGCCAGCAUGCGUUAGGAACGGUGCUGAAAGUUGUGCGGUGCUGUUGAGGUGUGAAUUUGAACGGCGUGCGGCUCGAAUACACUUGCGUGCGGCAGUUGCUGUCUUUUGACGAGCCAAAUGAGCAAGGGGCGGGCAUCAUUGGUUUAGGAAUUGUAGCCCAUCGCCGCACGGUAAUGAACAUCAUCCUAACUUUCCCAACUGCAAUGGCUUUAGGGUUAUGCCGAAUGUACGAAGAACCAUUACAUAGUCGGUUGGGAAAUCCCAAAUGUGUCUGCGUUUGUAACGUACAAAGGUUGUGUGUUCAUUUCGUCCAGGUUUACCUCACUUUCCUCCACUUAAUCAACCCAGCAACACGUCAUCUGCCUAAGCAAGCACCAAACGGG
Astrephomene gubernaculifera is the source of this 2466-nucleotide messenger RNA. NCBI's taxonomy places the organism in Eukaryota, Viridiplantae, Chlorophyta, Chlorophyceae, Chlamydomonadales, Astrephomenaceae. The record is from the annotation of a GenBank genome assembly.